Messenger RNA from Aspergillus lentulus, 1530 nucleotides. RefSeq lists its product as uncharacterized. Gene Ontology annotation, biological process: carbohydrate transport; transmembrane transport. Gene Ontology annotation, cellular component: membrane. Lineage: Eukaryota; Fungi; Ascomycota; Eurotiomycetes; Eurotiales; Aspergillaceae. Gene Ontology annotation, molecular function: carbohydrate:proton symporter activity. The record is from RefSeq and is a predicted model, not a curated record.
AUGGCAUCCACGUCUGAAUCACCUGGAUUAGCCCGGGGCAUCCCCGGGAUCAUCUGGGCCAUCGUCAUCUUUGGCUCCUUGUCCUCUGGGGGAUUUGGUUUUGACUCGGGCUGGUGGUCCGGCAUCAUGAGUUCCUCGCAAUUUGCCCGCACCUUCGGGUCCUUUGACCCCGUGCAGCAGAGGUGGUCUCUCACCUCCAACCAGCAGUCCCUGGGCACAGGACUGGGCUACGCUGGGGUGAUCCUUGGCCUGCUCUGUGGCUCGCCGUUGAACAAACGUCUCGGACGCAAGAGGUGCUUGUGGAUCCAGAGCUUCGUCGUCGCUGUCGGGGUAACGAUCGAGUCCACAACUCAGACCAGCUAUGCACAGUUCAUCGUCGGCAAAGCUGUCGUCUUCUUUGGCGGCGGAAUCGCCACAAAUGUCAUCCCCGCCUACCAGGGCGAAUGCGCUCCGCCGGCUCUCCGCGGCCUCAUGGCAGGCACGUACAACGCCUUCCUCAUGGUGGGCGGGUUCACCGCCGCCCUCAUCGUCUACCUGUGCCAGCACAUCCCCAGCGACUGGGCCUGGCGCGGUGUGGUGGUCGCGCAGAUCGCCAUCCCCGCCAUUGGCUGGCUCAGCUUGCCCUUCCUCCCUGAGUCUCCCCACUGGCUCAUCUCCCGCGGUCGAUUCGACGAAGCAGCCGCCACGCUGCGCAAGCUCCGCGGGCCCGACUUCCCUGCUGAUGCGGAGGUCGCCCUACUGCAGCAACAACUCGAGGAGCAGCGCGAGGGCAGUGCCUCUGCCAACGCCUCGUGGGCUGCCUGCUUCACAGACCCAGUAAACCGGCGCCGGGCCAUCGUCUGCCUCGGGGCUCAGAUCCUGCAGCAGGCGCAGGGCAUCUCCUUUGUGGCCAACUACCAGGCCGUGUUCCUGCAACAGAUCGGGUUCAAGGAGGUGCUCCUGCUGUCGGUGGUCGUGUAUGUCAUCGGCAUUGCGGCAAAUCUGAUUAGCAUGUUCACGACGGACCGGCUGGGCCGGCGCAGCGUGCUGCUGUAUGCGGCGGGACUGCUGGGCGUCUGUAUGCUUGUCAUCGGAGGUCUGACUGCCCACGGCGCCGCGGGCAUGUCCUACGCCAUGCAGGUUGCCAUCGUCGUCAUGCUGAUGCUGUGGUUCUUCUGCUUCCAGAUCACCUGGGGCCCGCUGCCAUGGGUGCUUGCGGCCGAGGUGCCGCCGACGCAGGUGCGUGAGAAGAUGGUGGCGCUGACAGGGUUCGCGGGCUACGGGACCGGUCUGGUCAUUGUGUUUGUCAAUCCGUUCACGCAGGAGGCAAUUGGAGGCCGUGUGGCUUUUAUUUAUGGGUCCUUUUCCGUUUUGGCGGCUGCUUUUGUGUGGUUUGUUGUUCCGGAGCUGCGGCAGCGCUCGCUCGAGGAGAUCGAUGAGAUGUUCCAGGAGCGGCUGCCGACAAGGGCUUUUGCGUCGUAUGUCUGCCGCGUGCCGGAUGAGAUUGCCUUGGAGCAGAAGAUGGCAUUUGAGUGUGUGGACGAUGCCUGA